AAACAUCUGAGCGCUUCGGAUAUUUGACAGCAGCACGUGAUCUGUCACGCAGCUCUGCACACAAAGCUUAUCCUCGCGGAAGCGACAAAGGGGUUACGCGGUGUCAGCGGGGGGAGGCUACUAACCAGCCACUAAGUAUCCGGUUACUGCGGGGGAAACUUCUGUCUAGGAGUACCCAACAGCUGCACGUACACGUACUGUAUACUUGCGGCUUAUUUGAAGUUUCAGCAUCAGGCUUUCACCUGUUGAUUGUCUGACAAAAUAAUGAACGAUGAAUCUCUUCAGCUUACUAGACCUGAACGAGCUUGCCCUUGGCAUGUCCAAACUUUCCAUGUUUCCGCUUUUUGACACGGCUCACUAUGUGGUUUCUACGAUGGCACUGAAGGAGCAGCCAGGAGCUGUGGAUGUGGCCCGGAGGAGCCCUUUCGCCUGCUGGUUCAGCGCCAUGCUGCAUUGCUUUGGUGGGGCGGUACUCUCAGGGCUGAUGCUGGCCCAGCCGUCCGUGGCUCCCCUCUCCAACACGGGCAGUGUGCUUCUGGCCUCCGUCGUCUGGUACUUGGUCUUCUACUGCCCAGCAAACCUUGUAUACCGCUGUUCUGCUUCUCUGCCGGUGCGACUGGUGCUGUCUGGAAUGAAGGAGGUGUCCCGCACCUGGAAGGUCCUGGGAGGGGUCACACAGGCUCGAAAGCAGUACACUGAUGCCCUGCUGGUGAUGAUUGCUGUUGGCUGGGCCAGAGGUGCUGGGGGAGGGCUUAUCAGUAACUUUGAGCAACUAGUUAGGGGAGUCUGGAAACCGGAGACCAAUGAACUUCUGAAAAUGUCAUACCCCACUAAGGUGACUCUGGUGGGCGCGGUCCUCUUCACGCUGCAGCAGAGUUACCGACUUCCGGUCAAGGAGCACCACCUCAUAUUCGCCUACACUGUUUUUCUUGUCGUCAACAAGGUCUGGAUGAUGCUAACCGGUUCUACCUCUUCACCCCUCGCACCCCUGGAGGGGGUGCUGUACCGCACCUUCUUUGCCUUGCAACCAGAGCAGCCUAGCUGUGCGACUCAGGUCUACCCCGGGACCCUCGCCCAUCUCUCAGGAAAGAACUCCGACAAAGGCGCAGCAGCCUGUGCCACGCAGAAACGCACAAACUCCGCAGCAGAAACAGGCGGCAAGAGAUCAGUGAAAGGCUCACACACAGAGACGAGGAAGGACAAGUAGCUGGGAAGUAUGUCCUCCUGCACAGAACAUGCUUACCUUCAAAGGACACCAGUGGUGGUCUUCGCACAUUCCAUAUGGACAGUAAUACAAAAUAUGCAAGAAGUGACUCUAGAAAUGUAACUAGAUUGUGGUGUUUGGAAGUAUGUACUUUUCAUGUCUAGAAAUACAAUUCUCUUACAUUCCUUACUACUAAUUGGAAUAUCAUUAUCAUCAUUAUUAUUAUCAUAAUCAUUAUUAUUAUUAUUAUUAUUAUUAUUAAUAUUAUUUUCAUUUGUUGAAAGUCAGUUGUGUUGUGAAAUGCAAAACUUGGAUUUAAAUGCAUAACAGUAAUAUGAAGUUCAUGUUUACCAAAAUACUUGAGUUCACUUCAAAGCUAGACCAUUGAGAUUACAGAAGACCAGUGGAAAAAACAGACCUUGUUUUCAAAGUACAGUUUAGUAUUCAUGAACCAGCUUGUGUCAGAUGGGCCUUUAAACAAGAUCAAAGGCAAUCAAAGCAUGUCUGUUAAGUGUCAUUGAUUAGAUGAUCUGUUGCACUGUCAUAUUUAUUGGGAAGGAAUGAUUGCGUUCUCUCCACCAUUAAAAAGAUGUUUGCUAAUGGGCCAAAUGUUCUUUAACAUAGUAUAGUUUAUAUAACAGAUUUUAAAUGAGUAACAUUUGAAUAUAUUAAGACUGAGGAGAACUUGCUGAGUUACAUGGAGUUUCAUAUUGUUUUUGUAGAGAAUUUUGAAAAUGUCAUUUUUAAAUUCAGUUUGGAGAUUGUAUCAGAUGCGAUAAUUGCAAUGUAUUUCACUUUAUAAAAUAGAAUAUUUUACCAGAGUAGAGUUUCUGAAGUGUUAUUUUAUUUAAAUUAAUUUUUACUGCACUGAGUAAACUGGUUAUUUUCUUUGUGAUUAAAACUUUGGUGGAACAUUG
Molecule: messenger RNA, 2121 nt
Organism: Paramormyrops kingsleyae
Lineage: Eukaryota; Metazoa; Chordata; Actinopteri; Osteoglossiformes; Mormyridae
Product: trimeric intracellular cation channel type B-like
Biological process (GO): potassium ion transmembrane transport
Cellular component (GO): membrane
Molecular function (GO): potassium channel activity; identical protein binding
Source: RefSeq, a predicted model, not a curated record